GAAGGCGAAACUGCGUCUAUAUCCAAAAUGGCGGCGGCGAAGCAAACAGAGAAGGAACCUGUAAACUUCGUUCAUCAGAAUGAUAUUCUGUGUGAAACAAUUAAAAAAGAACACCGAACUCAAAGAAUCUUCACUAACUAUGGGAUCAAUCCUUUCAAGAAAAUGUAUGUUUUAGCCGGCAAACCAAACUCAACACACGAUACUGCUGAAGGAGAAGAAGAUGCUCAUUUCCUGAAGGUGAUCAAGCGAGCCAACCAAGAGCCAGUGAAGAAAUACACCUUCCCCCAGACAGAGGCCCAGGAAUAUGGCUGGAUCAGCAGACCCCUGGUUGAGCAUGACACGGCGGACAAGAGGCUGUGUUUCCGUCGCGAGAACUCAAGUAUAACCAAGUACAUGGACGCGGCCUGGAGGAUCAAGGAGCAGCAGGAAAAUCUCAACUGAUGGAUUCUUGCCACUCGACCACACAGGUGCAGACAACAAGCAAUAUCACAAGAUUCUUGAGCCUUACAGAAGCCAACACUUGGGCAUCUGUCAGUCAGUCCCACUUCUGUGUGUCAUCAACUCUUUUGUCAUUGGUGGGAGCUGCAGCCUGAGGUAGGACCAGCAACAGCCACAGAAACGGGGAAUGGACAGACGGUACAGUUAGUUGUUAGAAAUAGAAAAGAUCAUAGAAAAGAGAAUAGACGGAUAGCACAGUUAGUUGUUAAGAGUUAGAGAUGAUCACAGAAACAGCAAAUGGACAGAUGGCACAGUUAGUUGUUAGAGAUGAUGACAGAAAUUUUACAGUAGAAAACUUUAAGACUCUAGUGCUUUAACAUCGGGACCAUUGUUCACAUCCACUGAGAAGACAGGGCAACAGCAUCAGAAAAUUUUGAAUACUUCUUCUCCUUGAUACAGCACAAAUGAUAAACACCAUUCUUCUUUAAUUCUAUACAUAUCAUCAUUAUCAGUAUCACAUUGAGGCAAACAGCUACAUGUGAUAGGCAGCUUUUACAGAUCAUGUCUGUACUGUUUGUACACCCUCUGUCUGUUCUCCCACUUCUGUGGCCGGGACUGGUCCUGUGGUGCUGCUGUACUGUGGGUAAUUUAUCUCAUCACACUGCGCAUCAUGCCAUUGGUUUUCUUCAUUUGUACGUACUGAGUGCUGAGUGCCCUAUGUUAUCACAUCAGUCAUCAAUGUAUACAAGUAUCAUGUCAAUCAUCAUUGUAUACAUGUAUCAUAUCAAUCAUCAGUCACAAUGUAUACACGAUAUAUCAUAUCAAUCAUCAGUGUAUACAUACAUUGCAGUAAUCAUCCUUUGACUUAGCCAGCAUAGAAGAAGAUCAAGCUAGCAGUCACUACAGCCCCUCGUGGCUGACUCAGUGGAACGGUGUGAAGCCUAUUUCAUGCUGAGUGUAAAUAAAAUAAUUUAUCACAAGCAC
Aplysia californica (California sea hare) is the source of this 1422-nucleotide messenger RNA. RefSeq names its product protein FAM183A. Lineage: Eukaryota; Metazoa; Mollusca; Gastropoda; Aplysiida; Aplysiidae. Gene Ontology annotation, cellular component: ciliary base. The record is from RefSeq and is a predicted model, not a curated record. The transcript is spliced from 4 exons. The coding region runs from base 28 to 441 and encodes 137 amino acids.